Eurypyga helias (sunbittern) is the source of this 1852-nucleotide messenger RNA. It is a transcript of the gene CHGB, whose product is annotated as chromogranin B (secretogranin 1). The record is from RefSeq and is a predicted model, not a curated record. Gene Ontology annotation, cellular component: secretory granule. Lineage: Eukaryota; Metazoa; Chordata; Aves; Eurypygiformes; Eurypygidae. The annotation marks the transcript as partial. The transcript is spliced from 2 exons.
GUGGUAGAAAUGAGAGGGAGAGAAGCGAAAACGAGCAACUUGAAGUGAGGCAUUGGAAGGACCCAGGAGAGAUGGAAAAACGUCGUACCGGGGGUGUGGAGAAAGAACGGAGUCAGGCAGAAGAGGAACCUAAGAAGUACGGUGAAGGAGGUGAUGAGGAGAAACUUGCUCGUGAGGAAGGGAAAAGCAAGGAGGAGGAGGAUGAGCACCACACCCCUAUUCAAGAGGAGAGGCUUCCUAUGGAAGAAAAGGAACGCCAUCAGGAAAUGAGAAGAGAGGGGGAGAGGAGCUACCCCAGUGAAGAAGAAAGCGAAGAGAGCGAGCAUCACAGCGAAGAGGUGGAGCAUGCUGUUCUCAACACCAAGUCCCACCCUGGAAGCACAAGCACAGAGGAGUUCCCCCACGGGCCUGAUCAGGGCUCCGCGGGCCGCUGGCGCUCAGGUGAGGGAGUGCAGAGCCCUUACAAAAGAAUCCAUGAAGGUGAAGAGGGAGAGGCAGAGGAAGAAAGAAGUGACAAAUACUACCAUGAGUCUGAGGAACAUGAUUUCUCCCAUCAGCAAGAGCGUGAAGAAUCUCAAGGGAGUGAAGAAGCAGAGGAGAAGCAACCAUACAAACCCAAAUGUUCCCAUGGGAAGCACAGAAUGGGUGACCCCUCUGAAGAGGAGAGGGGCUGUGGUGGUGAGAAAGAGGAAAUAGCGGAGGAAUCAAAGACAGAGGAGGCCCAUCUCUGGGACAAAAGGAACCGCCAUCAGAAACAUCAUGAGUUUGAGCAGCAGCGUGAGGAGAAGAGUGGUUAUCAUGGGAAGCACGGGCCUGCAGAGGAGGAGGAGAAGAGGCGUGUGGACCAGGGAAGUGAGGAGCACAGAGAAAGGUGGCAGCAGAGUGAAGAGAGCAGCGAAGAAGAAGAAAACAAGAGGCAUCGACACAGUGAAGAAGGUAACGAGAAAUGGCGUGAGGAGAGGAGCCGCCAUGAUGGCUCGCAGGAGGUGAGGGGGUACCGUUCGGAGGGAAGGACGUAUCUUGGAGGUGACAGUGAGGAAGAGCUGGACAGGUAUCUCAGCAGAGACAGCAAGGAGAAGCAGCAGCAUGCUGGAGGGAGAUACCGCCUGUGGGACAACGAAGAUGAAAGGUCACUGAAAGCGCACGCUCAGGAGCGCCAAGGGCAGGCCAGAAGACCCUACAGCCCUGAGGACAGUAUAGGGCAGCGCUAUCCUGGCAACAGUGAGGAGGAGGAAGCAGAAGAGGAGCAUCGCAGCAGCGAUCAGAUGGAAAAUGAAGAGGAGAAUAUGGAGGAGGGAAGAUACGCAGAGAGGGAGGAGUACAGAAGCCAUCUUCCUGCAGAGAACGAGAAGAGAAUGCCAGCAUCCUACAGCCCUUUCUACCCACUGCUGUGGUGGAAAAACCAGCGCUCUGGGAAAAGGGACAGCGCAGGAAAGCAGCUUCUGGAGGGCAGGGAGGAAGGCAGACCCACCCUGAACAAGAAGAGGUUUUUCCCUUACUAUAAUGACUAUGAAUGGUGGGAGAAAAAGCAAAUCCUAAGUGCUCUGAACCACGGACAAAGCAAGAAAAGGAGUCUUGGCAAAAUGAAGAGAUACGAUAUGAAAAGGCAAUACAACAAGAAGGAUCAACUUGCACAACUUGCAGAUUACAGGAAGAAAUCAGCUGAAUUCCUAGAGUUGUACAAUUCUGGAGAAGACAUGAAAAAACGUCAUGUAAUCGGGAAUGACAGAGGGAGUCUGAGACAGAGGCCUCUAACAGAAGAGAAGGAAAAAGAACUGGAAAACCUGGCCGCUAUGGAUUUGGAGCUGCAGAAAAUCGCCGAGAAGUUUAAUGGCAACGGGAGAGGUCGAAG